This is a messenger RNA of Emericellopsis cladophorae, 1593 nucleotides long. Its product is annotated as Platelet-activating factor acetylhydrolase 2. The transcript has a single exon. Gene Ontology annotation, molecular function: 1-alkyl-2-acetylglycerophosphocholine esterase activity. The record is from RefSeq and is a predicted model, not a curated record. The coding region runs from base 1 to 1593 and encodes 530 amino acids. Lineage: Eukaryota; Fungi; Ascomycota; Sordariomycetes; Hypocreales; Bionectriaceae.
AUGCCCGCCACGCAUCGUCGGGACAGCAACAACCUCGAGCUCGCCUCCCUCAUCACCUCCGACGACGAAGAAGCCGCCAUCUCUUCAUCUUCCCCCGACGCGCCUCUCGCCAUGCCAUCGCAGUCCCAACCCUCCACCAGUCCACAGCCGAAAUGGCUAUCACAGAACACAGCGCGGACGUGGUCCUCCCGAAUCCUCCCAAUGCUCGCGCGCAUCUUCCGCCCCCGACUAACAUGGCGAUACGCCCUCGGCGCAUCCAUCGUGCUGUACUAUCUCUACUGCACCAUCCGCCAGACGCAUCUCCUCGCAUCCCCUCUGCCCUCGUACACGGGCCCCCAUGGCGUCGGUGCCGUCGAUCUUGAGGUCCCCCUCCCAGACGGGCCGCAGAGUAUAUCAGAGCACACCUUCAAGGACGGCUCUCCAGCUUUCGAGAUAGAGUCCCUCCUCGUCACAUUCUACUACCCCACCGAUCCGGCCUUUCGCUCCAAAAAGCCACGAUACACAUGGAUCCCCAAGCCCGUCUCACUCACGGCGCGCGGAUACGCCAAGCUCGGGGGCUUUGACAAUUUCAUCACCCGCCCUGUCAUGACCUUCUUCCUCUGGGCGGUCGGCGGCGGCAUCACCAUCCCCGCCGAGGUGGACGCACCCUUACUCGAGUCCAACGACAAGCUGGCCCCCCUGGUCUUCUCCCAUGGCAUGGCCAGCUCACGCACCGACUACACCAACUUUCUGGGGGAACUCGCCUCCCGCGGCCAGGUCGUCGCCGCCAUUGAGCACAGGGAUGGAUCCUCCCCCGGCUCCCUCAUCAAGCUCAACGCAAACGACGCCACCGGCGGCCGGGAAAGACUGCACUUCAAGCCAUCAGAGCUUCAGGAGGACGUCGACACCCCCAAGUUCAAGGAGCUACAACUCGCCUACCGCGACGCCGAGAUCCUCGCCGCCAUUGACCUCCUUGCCGCCCUCAGCAAGGGUGCUCCCAUCAACAACACUCGUGCGCACGUCGACACACUCGCCUCUUGGUCCGGACGUCUCGCCAUGGACAGACUCCUCAUCGGCGGUCACUCGUACGGCGCAACGGGCGCGCUGCAAGCUCUGUCCACCGUGGCUUCCGAUGCCAUUGGCGGCAUCAUCCUCGAUCCAGGCAAGGGCUCCGGACCCCUGAACAAGGAUACCAAGGUUCCCCUGCUCAUCGUCCACUCCAACUCGUGGAGUCGAAACGUGAGCCCGUUUCACGGCCGUCCGCAUUUUGACACGGUCCGCGACCUUGUUCGCGACUCCCCCGCCCCCGGCUGGUUUCUCACCUCCUUGGGCACCGCCCACCCCAGCGUGACCGACGCACCGCUCCUCGAGCCACUUCUCCUUAGCUGGACGACUGGUGCGAACCUGGAUGUCAAGGGUGCGUUGAAGGAAUACGUCAACGUGGCGGACGAAUUUUACCAUUAUCUCCUCGAGGGCAAGACUAGGCAGGGUGGCUUGCUUGCUGAGGCGGUCACGCACGAAGAAUACGGCAAAUGGAUCAGUGAAGAGAGGAAAAAGGAGCUUCCCAAAGACAAGGCGAAGUUAUGGGAGGUGCACGUCAGCCCGCAAUUGUAG